UAUUACACUGUUUGGACACCCCCACAGAUAAAAUAGUUGAGUCUGUUCAUAGAUAGCUCUAGACUAGACCACAUACAAAGCUAGUCAUGUUGCGUUUUCUAAUUAUUUUAAGCCUGCUCAGAAGAGCUUAUCUUUCAGAUAUAAUUUCUAAUGGAGAUACAGCUGUUUUAUUCGGUGAGGAUGCCAAACUCUCUUGCACACUCCCAAACGCAUCUGGAGUCAAACAAGUGACCUGGCAGCGGGUGCGCGCUGAUGAACGCGUACAAACUCUGGCCACAUUCAGUGAACGCUUCAAAGAGCAUGUGGAUUAUCAGUAUGUUGGAAAAGUCAGCUUCACCGUGGCGUCAUUUAAUUCAACGUCUAUUGUGAUAAAAAACGUAACAUUUGAAGACGAGGCUUGCUAUAUUUGUUCCUUCAAAGUGUAUCCAAUAGGGCCCAAACGGGAAACAUUGUGCCUCACUAUUAAAGGUAUAUCAAAAAUAACAGCAACACUGAAUUCUGCACCCAAUUCCGAUGUUAAAAUCUCAUGUUCAGCCACUGGUAAACCUACUCCAACUCUCCAUUGGAAAUCCACAGAGAAAGAGCUGAACCUCAGGUUGAACAAUUUCACAGUGCUCAGCAAUGACAGCUCAUCCACUGUUACAAGUAACCUCACACUUCCAAUGUCACAUUUCCAAGGGAAGUAUGUAGAAUGUUUAGCUCAAAGUGGCACCAUGGAGAGCAGCUUCAAAAUCUAUGUUCCUGGAGAAGAAAAUAAUGCCACAUUAAGAAAUUAUAUCAUAACAAUUGUGGUCCUCAUUAUCGUCUGUGUUGUCAUUACUGCAAUCUAUAUUUACACCAAGAUAAAUGAUUCUAAAGAAGUGAAAACAUCUGCUUCUACUGCAUAAACUGCAACACAUUCCUGGAUUGCACAGCUGCCACUUAAUACAGCAAUCUAAAAAUCUUUUAGAAAACUUUUGUUGUCUGUACAAAAGAUCACAUCAUGUUCACAUUCUUGGAUAGGCUAUUUAAUAUAAGUUUUUUUUUUUAAACAAUUGUAUAGAUUGUACAUACUGUAUUAUUAAUGAAAAAUAUUAUUAAAACCUAGAAUACUAAUGAUAAUUAAUACUAAUGAAUAAUAAUACAAAAAGUUAGGCCUAUAUAAUAUAGCAGUAUAUAUUGUAUACAAGUUUAUCAAAUUAUGCACUUUCUGUGUAAGAGUUUUAAAGUGUUUUCCCCAAAAAAGUUUUUCAAGGAUCCUGGAUUCUCCAUUUGCACUUUAAGAUCAUAUAUAUUUUUGUAAAAUAUAUAUAUAUAUAUAUAUAUAUAUAUAUAUAUAUAUAUAUAUAUUAUUGUUCUUACUCCACAGUGGUUCCCAAUUCACACAGCAAUCCCAGUCACCAUAUUUAUUGAGUCCUAUAGGAGUAGUCUCAUGAUGUCACAGUGUGUGAUGAGAUUAAAGGCUGGGGAAUUUCCACAAAUAUGUCCUCGUUCAAGAUGCAAAUAAAGACCUGGCUGAUGUGGAUCUUACCAGAAAAAAAUGCAACAUCCUAAAUUGAAUGUCUGGACAUUUGCAAAAAUAUUUGCUGUUACGCUUAAUGUUAAAAAUCUAUGAGCAUCCUAAAGAAUCCAAAGCCACAGGAUUUAGGGGGAUUGAUGGCAGCUACAGCUCUAGGAAAGAAGCUGUGCUUUACUCUGUUUGUGCAGGACUUGAUGACUCUGUACCUCUUCCCUGAUGGCAGGGGUAUAAAUAGACUGUGUCCUGUGUGGGUGUGAUCCUUGCUGAUAUUGCAAGCCUUUUUAUGUAGUCAGCUAGCAUACACAGUGUCCAGGUCUGGCAGCUCAGAUCCUAGCAGCUGAUUUUACUACACAAAGCAGAUCUUUGUGUUUUUCCCCAGUGCAGCUGGCGUACCACACCGUGGUGCAGUGGGAGAGGAUGCUUUCUAUGGUGCUGCGAUAGAAGUUCACCUGGAGCUGUGUCGGUAGUUUGUCCUGCUUGAGUUUUCUCAAUAAGAAUAGCCUCUGUUGUGCUUUCUUCACGAGGUGGGAGGUGUUGAGGGACCAUGAGAGAUCUUUUGUUAUGUAGACUCCAAGGAACUUGAUGUCGUUCACACUCUUAACAUUCUCUCCGUUUACGUGUUCUCCUGAAGUCUACAAUGAUCUCUUUGGUUUUAGUGGUGUUCAGCACCAGGUUGUUGUCCGUAUACCGCUCGACCAGAUAUUAAACCUCCUCCCUUCAUGCCGUUUCUUCAUUUUCGGAUAUGAGUCCUACUACAGUGGUGUCAUUAGCAAACUUUACAAUUGUGUUGGAAGAGUGGGUUGUGGUGUAGUCAUGAGUGAAAAGGGUGUAUGAGCUGAGCACAAAUCCCUGUGGCACUCCUGUGUUCAGGAUGACUCUUCUAACAUUUUGUGGUCUGUUAGUUAGGAAGUCCGCAAUCCAAGAGCAGAGUGAAGAGCCUAGGCCCAGUUUGCCGAGUUCGAUUGUGAGUUUAUGAGGGAUUAUAGUAUUGAGGGUGGAGCUAAAAUCAAUGAAUAACAUCCUAACAUAGUUAUUAGGCUGAACCAGGUGGGACAGGGCUGUGCAAGCAAGACAGCGUCACCUGUAGAUCUGUUCUCUCGAUAGGCGAAUUGGUAGCUACCUAGGUCCCUGGGGAUGAUGUCCUUGAUGUGCAAGAGUAUGAGUCUCUCAAAGCACUUCAUAAUAACAGGGAUUAAUGCAACUGGUCUAAAUACUCAAGUCUGCUUGUGAUCCAUUUUGUAAUGCACUCCAAUUUCAUUGGUCUUUAUGUUUUUCAAUACAUGUCCACAAGGAUCAGGGUCUGUGAGUAGUGUGCGUGUUUGUGUUUAUUUUGGGGAGACCGGAGCUGUUGUCACACAUUUUUACUCCAGUGAAUAUAGCUCAGGAUAGAUUUUAGGCACAUACAGAUGGGAAAAAUGGAAAUUGUAACAUCAAACCAUUUUUAUUUGACCCUGUUACAUUAGCAAUAAGUCAAAAUAUUAUUGUAUUUAUUACAGUUAUGUUGUUAUUAAAACCUGGCUAUCCAACAAACCAGUUAGCUGAAUUUGAUCAGUUCCUGUAAUAAAAAAAAAAUCCCAAA
This is a messenger RNA of Myxocyprinus asiaticus (Chinese sucker), 3077 nucleotides long. Its product is annotated as OX-2 membrane glycoprotein-like. Gene Ontology annotation, molecular function: cell-cell adhesion mediator activity. The coding region runs from base 87 to 887 and encodes 266 amino acids. Lineage: Eukaryota; Metazoa; Chordata; Actinopteri; Cypriniformes; Catostomidae. The transcript has 5 exons. The record is from RefSeq and is a predicted model, not a curated record.